This is a messenger RNA of Selaginella moellendorffii, 2147 nucleotides long. RefSeq names its product coronatine-insensitive protein homolog 1a. Gene Ontology annotation, cellular component: SCF ubiquitin ligase complex. Bases 120 to 1826 code for a protein of 568 amino acids. Gene Ontology annotation, biological process: SCF-dependent proteasomal ubiquitin-dependent protein catabolic process. Gene Ontology annotation, molecular function: protein binding. The record is from RefSeq and is a predicted model, not a curated record. Lineage: Eukaryota; Viridiplantae; Streptophyta; Lycopodiopsida; Selaginellales; Selaginellaceae. The transcript is spliced from 3 exons.
UAGAACAUCUUUGUUUCUCUUUCUUGCCUGUCCUUCUUUCCAGUUCUAGAUAGGUACUGCGCUCUUAGAUUAAUCACUCGCUCCCUCACUCGCGAUUUCAUUCUGCGAAUCCGAGUCCUAUGGAAUGGAUGUCCGACGAGCUCCUCGACUCCAUCUUCUCGUUCAUCGAUCACCCCAUGGACCGGCGAGCGCUCUCCGAGGUUUGCAAGCGCUGGUACCUUGCAGACGCCAGGACUCGCAAGAGCAUCACUGUUGGCUUCUCCUACGCCAUCGAGCCAUCCAACUUGAGCCGAAGGUUCCGCAACAUCCAGGCUCUCAAAAUCAAAGGCAAGCCUCGAGUGUCCGAGUUUGGGAUGGUUGUCAAGGACUGGGGUGCCUACUGCGAGCCGUGGAUCCAAGAGCUCGUCAGCCAAAGGCAUCCCAGCAGCGCUACAGCAUUCGCCUCUCUAACGUCUCUCCACUUUCGACGCAUGGAAGUCUCGGACACGGCCUUGAGAUUGCUCGCUCGGGGCUUCGGCUCCUCGCUCCAAGUUCUCAGGCUGGACAAGUGCUCCGGGUUCUCCACCGCGGGAUUGGAAGCCGUGGCUCGAGAGUGCAAAUCCCUGCGAGUUCUUUAUCUGGAAGAGAGCGUGAUCGAGGACGAUGGAAGCCAGUGGCUCCACGAGCUGGCAGUGAGCAACAGCGCCCUGGAAGUCCUCAACUUCUUCCUCACUGGCUUGGAUCUUUCGAAUCUCUCCGACCUGGCGCACAUUAUCGCGAACUGUAAGUCGCUGACAUCCCUGAAACUUGGCGAGAUCAGUAGGGGCGUGGUGGACCUCCCGGCGGACAUCUUCAUCGCGGCCAAGUCGCUCAAGGAACUGGCCGUGAUCUUCGCUCGCAACAACAUCAGUGUCAACUUGCCCAAGACCCUCACUUCUUUCGCCGGUGACCUCUUGUUCCCGCUGGAUCCACUCGUGUGCUCAAAUUUUCGCGAGCUGGAUCUCAUGUCCACCACUCUCACCGCCGAGGAGCAUAUGCAAGUGAUCCAGUGCUGUCCAAAUCUCGAAGUCUUGAAGGUCCGGAACAUAAUCGGCGAUGCCGGCGUCGCCACGCUCGCCAGCCUCUGCCCAAAGCUCCGCCGCAUCCGCAUUGAGAAUCUCGAGGACGCGUACGGCUUCUGCUCUUACAAGGGCCUCAUUACCCUCGCCUCGCGCUGCGUCAACCUCCAACACGUAGCCAUUUACGUCUCCGACAUCGCAAACUCGGCCCUCCGAGCUUUCGGCACGCACUGCCCACACAUGCUCGACUUCCGAAUCGUCCUCCUGGAAUCCACCUUGCCCGUCACGGAGCUGCCGCUUGACUCCGGCGUCCGGGCACUGCUCCAAGGCUGCCGCAAGAUCACCCGCCUCGCCAUCUAUCUCCGCAAUGGCGGCCUCACCGACGCUGGCCUGGCCGCAAUUGGAAGCCUCGGCGAGCACUUGACGUGGCUGCUGCUGGGCUGCGUGGGGACCUCCGAUCGGGGCCUCAUUGAUCUCGCUUCCGGCUGCCGGAGCUUGCAGAAGCUGGAGCUCCGCGAUUGCCCCUUCACUGAGGGCGGGAUUGCGGUCAGCGUCCGCCUCCUCGCGUCGCUGCGCUUCUUGUGGAUCCAAAAGUACCGCGAGUCCAAUCCCUAUGAUCUCCUCCAGAUGGGUGACUGGGUGGUAGAGUACAUCGUACCCAGUAGCGACACUACACCAUCACAGGUGGUGGCGUAUCGAUCCACUGUGGGGCACCGCAGCGAUUUCCCUGAGGAGGUGAUCCCUCUCAGCCAGAUUGCCUGGGCAUUUGGCGGGGGAUUUCAUAUUUGAAACUACUUCAACAAAGACAAAAGUAGGAUGAAGUCCAGCGUUGCGAGGGUACUGACGCCUCAUGGAAGCGCGAGUUGCAAAAAGUAAUGUUUUUUUCUCUACGAUGCAUUUGCAGCAGCCAAAAUCGGCUCGCGGCGGAAAUCUUGCAGCAGCUCCAGAGAUGGUCAGAAUCCUCUAGUCAUAUAUGUAGGACAGAUUGGGUUUCUGGGACAAGAGUCUAUGAAAUAGUUCCUUUCUUAAUAAUUGCAAUCCAAGGGAAUAAUAAAGACAGAAGUGGAAGACAGAUAGAUAUCAACAUGGGACCAUACUAAAGUUUAUUAA